AUUGCUUACAGCACCUCUAACUCUAUGAACGAAGAGCUGGACAAGGGAACUAAGAGUGACAUUCUGUUCUUCUCUCUCACUUUCACAUUCAUGAUCACAUUUGCCUCCCUUGUCAGUUCAGGAGGUGAUUGUGUGUCAUCCCGUAUGCUGCUGGCCAAUGCUGGAGUGUUGGGUGUUGUCAUGGGAAUUCUAGGAGCCAUUGGUCUGGUGGCACUGUGUGGGGUGAACUUUGUUAGUAUUGUUGCGACGAUGCCUUUCCUCACUUUAGGUAUAGGAGUGGAUGACAUGUUUCUUUUGAUGAACAGCUGGAGCGAGACACUGCCAGUGACUUCUCUCUCUAUCCCUGAGCGUAUUGGAACUGUCUUCAAGAAGGCUGGCAUUGGAAUCACUAUAACUUCAGGUGUUGGUGUUCUCAUGUGCUACAUCUGUAAUGCUUGUAUGUUUGGCUCCUGCCUGACGCUCCACGCGCGGCGUGUGUAUGCCAGCAGACACAUCCUCACCUGUCGAAAGGUUAAGAAGUCACGGAGACAGCUAAAAGAAAAGGGGGCCUCCUGCUGCACAGUUUACCUGUGUGGUGGUGAAAUACCAAAUACCUCCGAUGGUGACCAGAGCGUGUGUGAGCAAGGACCGAGAAAAACACUAGUCAGAUUUUUAAUGUGGAAUCCAGUGCGAUACCUCACCCUGCUGGUGUUUGCUGGAUACCUUGGAGUGGCCAUCUGGGGGUGUACCAAGUUACAACAAGGGUUGGAUCUGAAGAAUCUGGCACCUAGGUCAUCCUAUUUCCACAAAUUUCAGGAAAUGAAACAAUUAUUAGAAAAAGCUGAAGAGGAUCCAUUGAUCAUGCCUGAUAGUAGAAUCUGCUGGUUCCUGAGCCUGGCUGGUUCAAAGCUGUACUACAACAGCAGCCCGGCUGCAUUUUACUCUGGUCUAGAACAGUUCCUCAGACGAAAUCCGUUCUUUGAAAGUGAUGUUGUAUUUGGGCCAAAUAAGACAAUCACUGCCUCACGAUGCCAUGUGUAUUCUUACAGGCUUGCAGACUCCACCGAUCAAGCCAAUCUAAUGACACGCAUGCGCCAAGUUGCUGAUGCCUCGCCAGCUGCAGUAUUUGCAUACCAUCCUGUUUUCGUUCUGUUUGAGCAGUUUGUCACCAUUCUACCCGACACACUUCAGACAGUGGGCGUCACCAUUGCAGUCAUGUUUGUUGUAACAGCCAUUUUCCUGCCACAUCCUCUAAUGGUCAUCCUUGUGACGGUCCAGAUGUUCAUGAUUGUGCUGGGAAUAUUUGGCUUUAUGGCUCACUGGGACCUGACACUGAGUUCCAUAACCAUGAUUGAGCUUAUCAUGAGUGUUGGAUUCUCUGUGGAUUUCUGUGCUCACGUCUGUACAGCCUACAUGAUAUCGGACGAACAUUCAAGUAUGGACCGUGCAAAAGACGCCAUCAUCCACGCUUCUGGUCCUAUCUUCAACGGCGGCUUGUCCUCAUUCAUUGGAGUCUUCAUACUUAUUUUCUCGGAGUCUUACAUUUUCCAGUCAUUCUUUAAGAUCAUGGUUCUGGUCAUUGGCUUUGGUGUUGCUCAUGCUGUUUUCCUUGUUCCUGUUACUUUGUCUUUCAUUGGUCCAAAAGCUCAUGUGCAUUUGGAACCUGUAAUGGUAUAA
Messenger RNA from Candidula unifasciata, 1656 nucleotides. The record is from the annotation of a GenBank genome assembly. NCBI's taxonomy places the organism in Eukaryota, Metazoa, Mollusca, Gastropoda, Stylommatophora, Geomitridae.